This is a messenger RNA of Hemicordylus capensis (graceful crag lizard), 1313 nucleotides long. RefSeq names its product prolactin-like. The transcript has 5 exons. The record is from RefSeq and is a predicted model, not a curated record. Gene Ontology annotation, cellular component: extracellular region. Bases 615 to 1313 code for a protein of 232 amino acids. Gene Ontology annotation, molecular function: hormone activity. Lineage: Eukaryota; Metazoa; Chordata; Lepidosauria; Squamata; Cordylidae. Gene Ontology annotation, biological process: positive regulation of receptor signaling pathway via JAK-STAT; response to nutrient levels.
AUGGAGUUCAGAAUAACUACCCCUUUGUUAAAAGUGAAAGGCUACAUCUUUUUAAUAACCUGUGUGAUGUACAGUACUGGACUGGGCCUGAGAAGCAGAGGGUUUACGUCCCCAUCCUCACCCCGCCAUUAACGUAAGGCUAGUCUAACCAACUUCACAGGGUUGUUGUGACAAUAAAAACGGGAAGACAAAGAACCGCCUACAGUCGUGGUGGACAAUGCUUUGCCGUGCACUUCGUACAAUCCUUUCCUCCCCAGCAAUUCCCGUUCCAAAUACUCCCUACAAGAGCUAUUUUGGAGUGUGUGUGUGUGUGUGUGUGUGUGCGCGCGUGUGUUGUUUAACUGCGGCACGCUCCCAAAGUUCCUCUAAGGACUGCCUUUUCCUGGAGCAAUCGCUCUGCACGAUCUGGUAAAUCUUUGCCGCGAGUUGUGCAAAUCUGACGAGGCAUAAAGAAAAAGAUGGGAGGGGGAGAAAAAAAUGGCUUUAAAAGAAAGGGAAAAAAGACCGGUCUCGGCUCACCCGCACUGCACCCCAGUCAUGCGUGUACAUAAGCAGGAUCCACGAUCACACGGGGAGUUAGCUAGGCCAGUCAUUACUCCACAUUAUAUUAAUGUAUGAGGUCCGCGCAGGGCGUCUGGCGGGAAGGUGCCGCUUGGCAGCUGUUCUUCUUGCUGUGGGUGCCGCAGAAGUUUCUGGGAGUGCGCACCGUGGCAAGCUGCUCUCAAGGAGACUGCCCUUGCCGCUUCUUGUCCGUGUCUGAUCUCUUCGACCGGAUGAUCCAGCACUCCAACCGGAUCCACAGGCUCUCCACAGCUCUCUUCUUAGAUCUGGAAAAAUAUUUUCUACCAGGUGGAAAUGUGCUGGCCAGAUCUGUUGGCAAAUGCCAUACCUCUUGGUUGUUAACUCCCAGUGGCAAAGAGUAUACUCAGAAAAUACCAAGAGAAGAGCUAACACAUUUGAUUCUCAGACUCUUGCAAGCCUGGAAAGAGCCACUUUCCCACUUCGACCAGAGUAUUGUUCAUGACCACAAAUUGCCUGAUGCUAGCCUUAGCAAAGCAAAGCAAAUAAGCAACAUGGUGCAAGAACUGGAAACUGGAGUGGAAAAAGUAACUGAGAAGAUGCAGUCAAUGGGGAUCUUCAGCAAUUCACUGCACAAAGCAAGAUCAUCAGAAGCAGCUGCUUUAUUCAUUAAUAAUGAAGCCAAUUUAAUGAGUGACUAUGAAUUUAUUCAUUGCUUCAGGAGAGACUCCAAUAAAGUACAAAACUACUUAAAAGUUCUCAAAUGUAGGAUUAUGCCAGGAAAUAUUUGCUGA